This is a messenger RNA of Maylandia zebra (zebra mbuna), 717 nucleotides long. NCBI's taxonomy places the organism in Eukaryota, Metazoa, Chordata, Actinopteri, Cichliformes, Cichlidae. The record is from RefSeq and is a predicted model, not a curated record.
AUGGCUUUAUUUCCACAAGAGGCUGACUUGAGGAUUGUGCUGAUUGGAAAAACUGGUGUGGGAAAAAGUGCUGUUGGAAACACCAUCUUGGGAGAAAAAUAUUUCUUUUCUUCUCCCAGUUCAGAGUCAGUGACUGAAUCUUGUGAACAACAUGUGAAGACGUUUAGUAACAGGGUAGUUAGUGUGGUAGACACACCUGGCAUUCUGGACACGGGAAAAUCCGCAGAAAUCAUCAAAAAAGAAAUUGUGAGAUGUGUUGAAAUCUCCUGUCCAGGUCCUCACGUGUUCCUGCUGGUUAUUCAAGUCGGUCGAUUCACCAAAGAAGAAAAAAACUCUGUGGAAGCCCUGCAGGAGCUGUUUGGGCCACAGGCUAAUCAUUACAUGAUUGUGUUGUUCACCCGCGGUGGCGAUCUUGGAGACAUGACAAUAGAAGAGUAUGUAAAUAAAGGCCACCAAGGUCUCAAAGACAUUAUCCUAAGAUGUGGAAAAAGGUUCCAUGUCUUUGAUAACCUAAGCAGUGACAGAAAGCAAGUGGAUGAGCUAAUCAGCAAGAUUGAUCGUAUGGUGGCUGAGAACAGGUGCACGUACUACACAGAUGAGAUGUUUAAAGAGGUGGAGGCUGCACGGAAAAUGGGAAUGCGAGUCGCUCAGUACAGGUUCCUUGCUCCACUGCACCAGAGCAUUUUACGUUUUCAUUCCAUUCUUGCAAGAGAUUAA